This is a messenger RNA of Jaculus jaculus (lesser Egyptian jerboa), 954 nucleotides long. RefSeq names its product olfactory receptor 52K2. Gene Ontology annotation, biological process: G protein-coupled receptor signaling pathway. The transcript has a single exon. The record is from RefSeq and is a predicted model, not a curated record. The coding region runs from base 1 to 954 and encodes 317 amino acids. Gene Ontology annotation, cellular component: membrane. Gene Ontology annotation, molecular function: G protein-coupled receptor activity; olfactory receptor activity. NCBI's taxonomy places the organism in Eukaryota, Metazoa, Chordata, Mammalia, Rodentia, Dipodidae.
AUGUCAGCCAGUAAUUUCACCUCAACCCACCCCGUGGCCUUCUUUCUGAUGGGGAUCCCAGGCCUGGAGCACGUGCACAUCUGGAUCUCCAUCCCCUUCUGCUCAGCCUACGCACUGGCCCUCUUUGGCAACUGCACCCUCCUUUUUAUCAUUCGUGUUGACACAGCCCUGCAGGAGCCCAUGUUCCUCUUUCUGGCCAUGUUGGCGGCCAUUGACUUAGUUCUCUCCUCUUCAACACUGCCCAAAAUGCUUGCUCUCUUCUGGUUCAGGGACCGAGAGAUCAACUUUUAUGCCUGUCUCGUCCAGAUGUUCUUCCUCCAUUCCUUCUCCAUCAUGGAGUCAGCAGUGCUGCUGGCCAUGGCCUUUGACCGCUAUGUGGCCAUCUGCAAACCACUGCACUACGCCACAAUCCUGACCAAGCCCCUUGUCGUCAAGAUUGGCAUGGCUGCCGCGACCCGGGCGGUGACACUCAUGACUCCACUGCCCUUUCUGCUCAGACGCUUCCACUACUGCCGAGGCCUGGAGAUUGCCCACUGCUACUGUGAACACAUGGCUGUGGUUAGGCUGGCGUGUGGGGACACUCGUUUCAACAACAUCUAUGGCAUCGCGGUGGCCAUGUUCAUCGUGGUGUUGGACCUGCUCUUUGUGAUCCUGUCUUAUGUCUUCAUCCUCCGUGCAGUUCUCCAGCUCGCCUCUCGGGAGGCCCGCUUCAAGGCCUUUGGGACAUGUGUGUCUCACGUAGGUGCCAUCCUAGCCUUCUACACACCUGUGGUCAUCUCCUCAGUUAUGCAUCGGGUAGCUCGCCGGGCUGCCCCUCACGUCCACAUACUCCUUGCCAAUUUCUAUCUUCUUUUCCCACCCAUGAUUAAUCCCAUCAUCUAUGGUGUCAAGACCAGGCAGAUUCGUGAGCGAGUCUUAGGGCUGUUCCUGAGAAAGGGUACAAAAGGAGAGUGA